Molecule: messenger RNA, 1743 nt
Organism: Cucurbita pepo subsp. pepo (vegetable marrow)
Lineage: Eukaryota; Viridiplantae; Streptophyta; Magnoliopsida; Cucurbitales; Cucurbitaceae
Product: LL-diaminopimelate aminotransferase, chloroplastic
Biological process (GO): biosynthetic process
Molecular function (GO): transaminase activity; pyridoxal phosphate binding
Source: RefSeq, a predicted model, not a curated record
UUGCUUAAGAAAAACCGGCCACUUCGGUUGAAGAGGACAUCAUCCCACUGAAUACAUUUGGUACUGGAAAAAUGGCGGCUACACACAGCUUAUCCUCUGCUGCACUCUCAUCGUCUUCCUCCUCCUUUUUCUCGCACUCCAGUUUCAAUGCCAAGAAUCCGAAGGUAUCAUUUCCAGGAACAAGGUUCCGCGUCAAGUGUGUUGCAACGUCUCAAGAUUCCACGACAGCCUACAAAACAUCGGUCCCUCGAAAUGCGAACAUGGCCAAACUUCAAGCUGGAUACCUUUUUCCUGAGAUUGCAAGGAGAAGGAAUGCGCACUUGCAGAAGUAUCCUGAUGCGAAAGUCAUUAGCCUUGGAAUUGGUGACACUACUGAGCCUAUUCCUGAGGUUAUUACAUCGGCCAUGGCAAAGAGAUCACAUGCAUUGUCCACACUAGAGGGUUACAGUGGAUAUGGGGCUGAGCAGGGCGAAAAGCCAGUGAGAGCUUUAAUUGGCAAAACAUUUUAUAGCGGCCUUGGCAUAGAAGAAGAUGAUAUCUUUGUUUCUGAUGGUGCAAAAUGUGACAUAACACGUCUUCAGCUUGUUUUUGGCUCCAACGUGUCAAUGGCAGUGCAAGAUCCAUCAUACCCGGCUUAUGUGGACUCGAGCGUCAUCUUGGGGCAGACUGGACAGUACGAAAAGGAUGCUGAAAAGUAUGGCAAUAUUGAAUACAUGAGAUGUACUCCAGAAAAUGGAUUUUUUCCGGAUUUAUCUAAGAUUCCCCGAACAGAUAUCAUAUUUUUCUGUUCACCAAACAAUCCUACCGGCUCUUCCGCAACAAGGGAACAGUUAACCCAACUGGUGCAGUUUGCUAAAAAGAAUGGGUCAAUUAUAGUCUAUGAUUCUGCAUAUGCAAUGUAUAUAUCAGACGAUAAUCCAAGAUCUAUCUUUGAAAUUCCUGGAGCGAAGGAGGUUGCAAUUGAGACAUCAUCAUUUAGCAAGUAUGCUGGGUUUACUGGAGUUCGUCUUGGUUGGACAGUUGUUCCAAAGGAGCUUAUGUUUUCUGAUGGAUUUCCCGUUGCUAAAGAUUUCAACCGCAUAGUUUGUACUUGCUUCAACGGCGCAUCCAACAUUGCCCAAGCUGGGGGUUUGGCUUGUCUUUCGCCAGAAGGGCUUGAGGCUAUGCGCGGGGUUAUUGGUUUUUACAAAGAAAACACCAGUAUCAUUAUGGACACAUUCAACUCGCUUGGGUUUAAUGUGUAUGGAGGGAAAAAUGCACCAUAUGUGUGGGUUCGUUUCCCUGGCCGGAGUUCGUGGGAGGUAUUUGCUGAGAUACUAGAGAAAACACAUGUCGUGACAACCCCUGGAAGCGGUUUCGGACCUGGUGGCGAAGGAUUUAUCAGGGUAAGUGCUUUUGGUCACAGAGAGAAUGUCUUGGAAGCUUGCAGAAGAUUCAAGCAGCUAUACAAGUGAAAGAAGAGGAGAAGCGAUGCAGGUGGAUGAGAUUUAAAUCUCAGGUGCCAUCCUUCUAUUCUUCAACUCUUGGAAUUAUGUACUACAUGUUUUUGACAUUUGCCUUUGGCAUUUCAUUUUCAUUUGAAAUGUACAAAAGCAUUCCAGUUGUAGCUUGAGGCGUUUCUGUGUGUCGGAGGAUUUCGGUCGGUUUUCAUCUAAGCAAAUAGCGACGACGCCUGUUGCAUUUGAGGUCUGUAUGAAGUCUCUCUCUUUAAAUCAAUAAAUUUAAAUGCUACCAUUUGACCAA